This is a messenger RNA of Seminavis robusta, 2093 nucleotides long. The record is from the annotation of a GenBank genome assembly. NCBI's taxonomy places the organism in Eukaryota, Bacillariophyta, Bacillariophyceae, Naviculales, Naviculaceae.
AACGUAAAAAAGAAGCCGCUCGUUGCAUUUACGCCUCGCUGGCUUCCAAAAGAGAAAGCCAACUCGAUCGGAUCUUUCGCAAGGACCACUAAAAACGCUAAAACGCUCGUUGUCCACCAUGGGCAAGAAAAGCAAACGAACCAAGGCGAAGGCCAACACACGCACUACAGCACCCUUGGAAGACCUGAUACUGGAAUGUCCAGAGAACGGGUGGAUUCAGGAAUUAUCAGAUGCCAAGAAGGUGGCAAAGGAAACCCCAACGGGCAAGAAUUCCUUGCGGAUGGCGAUGGCCGCCUGCAAAGUCCGACAAUGGGAUUCUUGCUUAGCAGCAGCCAAAUUUGGGCUGAGUCUGUUGGAGCCUAAUGAUGAUGAAACAAAGAAGCAAUUGCUGCUUUAUCAAAAAUGGAGCAACGAAGAACUUGCGAAGGAGUCCCAGUCCAUGAAACACCAGCGAAACACGAGGGAUCUUAUCAAGGAGAUUAAGAAGGAAGACGUUGCUAUUGAUUACAUUCAGACAGAGUAUGAAACGUUUGACAAUUUGAACUUAUUGCAGUAUUCGGGUAUUUUGGGAGAUGUGGCUCUUCUAGAAGAGUUAGUGGCCCUUGGGGCAGCGAUUGAUUUUCCCGUGCUGACCCGAAGUACCGGUACCGGUACGGCACCUGCCACGAUGGGUUCAGCACCUGAAGGUACCACCGCUUUGACCCUCCUUUGUGCCACGCUUGCAGUGGGGGCUCGAGUGAAAAAGCUGCCCGGUGGGAAAUCCGCUAAACUGCAAAAGGUACAUCAAGGAAUCCUCCAAUGCGCGAUGAUAUUGGUCAAGAGUGGUGCCAAUUGUUCCCUGGUUUUUGGGAAGCCCGAUCGUCCUCCCGCGGCUAGUGCUGACCCAUAUCACUUUGCCAAACUCUAUGGAAAGUCAGCCCAAGAACUGGCCAAAAUAUCUGGGAACCGAGAUCUCAUCCAGGCAAUGAAAGAGUUCGAGGACAAGGAGCACAAGAUUGCAAAUGCGUUUUGCCGUUGCGGGAGUCGGUUGCCCUGGAAACAGUGCCACGCAGGAGACAAGCUUGGACAGUCACCAAUUUAUUUUGAUGGCGAUGAUGGAACUACUGUUUACUUCCGGUACUCACCACUGGCACCAUGCUGCUGCAAAAGUGGCAAGACUUAUUGGAAGUGUUGCUGGGUGAAGUCUUCCAACCCAAAAUACCAAGAUGACGCAACUGGUGAGCUGACAGGCGAUAGAGCUACUCGCGAUCAAGCAGUGAUUCAGAGUUUGAUGAACCAGAUACAGGUAAAUGCUGAUGGAACGACAACGAUGUUUCCAGCGUUUGAGGGCAUGUCCGGGGAUGAGAUUCGUGAUUCGUCAGCCAGCUUCAUUCGCUCAUCUGGGCUGUCUAAAGUUGCUGAGGGUGCAAACCCAAAGAGUAAAAUCAUGACUUGGGAUCCAGAAGUUUAUGCUGGCUGUAUGGAGCGUCUUGAUGAAUUUUUCUACUGGAAUGAUAUCCAUUGGCAGUUGGACAAGGGGGAAUUGCUGAAACGAGUGAAGGAGUGGAACCAUGCCCUGAAUCAAUACUGUGACGAUAAGGGGCUCCAAGGAAGGCAGCGUGAACAAAUAGUUCAGUGCCAUUCUGCCAGUCCCUAUGCUCCAUGCGCCAACCCAGAAUGUACAGCUUUUGAGUCAAGAGCAAAGGAGUUUGGGUGCUGCCCGAAAUGCAAAUCUGUGUCCUAUUGCUCACACAAUUGUCAAAAGUCAGCCUGGCGAGAACACAAGAAACAAUGCUUGAAUCGGUAAAAGACUAGCUAGCAGAACCAAGACCCAUCAAAAGCAUUCAUUCAAGCUACGGCACAUCUGGCCGUAACGCAACCUUACCAAAGUCCAACAAAGUUGGGCCAAAGCUUUGGAUUUUGGAUGGGUUGAUGAAGAAUCGAAUCUUUGAGCAAACCGUCAAUUACAGUACACAGCAGUGCGCUUCCGCAGGCUAGAGUGACAACCUUCGCGGCAAAAGUUGCGUCAGCGCGCCUCCGCACCGUGAGGGUUCGCGGUUUUGCCCGCCUGAUCUUCAUCCGCUCUUGGAGCACCGUGAAAUCCACUCAAAUAU